Molecule: messenger RNA, 1184 nt
Organism: Gossypium raimondii (Peruvian cotton)
Lineage: Eukaryota; Viridiplantae; Streptophyta; Magnoliopsida; Malvales; Malvaceae
Exons: 6
Coding region: 85-1122 (345 amino acids)
Source: RefSeq, a predicted model, not a curated record
GAAGAUGGAGAUAUUAUCGAUUGCGUCGAUAUCUACAAACAGCCUGCUUUCGAUCACCAUGCGUUAAAAAAUCACAUUAUCCAGAUGAAACCUAGUUUUGAUUUGAAAGAGGAGAGAUUGAGCUCGAAAAACGAGUCCACAAAGCUAGCAAUCUUUCAAACAUGGCAAAAAAGCGGAAGUUGUCCGGAAGGAACCGUUCCAAUUCGAAGGAUUCGAAGAGGGGAUUUACUGAGAGCGAAAUCCGUCCAACAAUUCGGAAGAAAACCUCAUGAAGUUGUCUUGAAAUCAAAUACAACAGUUGAACAUAAAGAUGGCCAACUUCCAUCAAUUAAUACCACCGCACUCGCAAUGCCUGUUAUUGUUAAUCGAUCCGCAGCAACUCUUGUUACAGUUGGAUACAAUUACAUAGGAGCUAAAGCGGAUAUCAAUGUCUGGACUCCAAAUGUUGAAGCUCAAGAUGAAUACACUACAGCUCAAAUCUGGCUUAAAGCUGGCCCUGGUGAUAAUUUUGAAAGCAUAGAAUCUGGAUGGACAGUAAACCCACAAUUAUAUGGUGACAAAAGGACCAGAUUAUUUGCACAUUGGACUAAAGAUUCAUACAAGACAACAGGUUGCUUUGACAUGACUUGCAGUGGCUUUGUUCAAACAAGUUCCCAACAUGUACUUGGUGGAUCCAUUGGGCCUGUCUCUACUGAGUUUGGAAAACAAUAUUAUCUCAGAGUUGGCAUUUAUAUGGAUCCGAACACAGCCAAUUGGUGGCUAAAAAUUGGGAAAGAUAUACCAGUUGGGUAUUGGCCAGCAUCAACCCUAAUGUUUUACUUGAAUCAUAGUUCAACAAUGGUUGAAUGGGGUGGACAAGUUUAUAGCUCAAAUGUGAAGAAAAAGCCACACACAAAGACUGGUAUGGGAAGUGGCAAAUUUGCUACUGGUCUAAAAGGGAAUGCAUGUUCCAUACUGAAUAUUGCCAUUGUUGAUUUCUCAAUGCAACUCAAGUAUCCACAGUGGGUAGGCACUUGGGCUGAUGAACAGUAUUGCUACACUGCUUUAAAUUAUCAAGAAGGAUAUGGAAAAUUACCAAUUUUUUACUUUGGAGGACCUGGUCAGAAUUAUAAUUGUCCUUAGAGUCCUCUAAAUAUUUUUUUAUCGUUUAUAUUAGAAUAAAAUCCAAUGUGGUGGAAAGGUUU